Messenger RNA from Stegodyphus dumicola, 2372 nucleotides. RefSeq names its product zinc finger SWIM domain-containing protein 3-like. Lineage: Eukaryota; Metazoa; Arthropoda; Arachnida; Araneae; Eresidae. The record is from RefSeq and is a predicted model, not a curated record. Gene Ontology annotation, molecular function: zinc ion binding.
CUUUUAAUCUUUUGUGGCACGAAAAUGUUUUGAAGGCAUGUGUCGCUUGAAUUUGCAAACAUUUUAUCUUAAAACUCUGCUGUUAAUAUGCUUGCUAGUGGAAAUAUCGUUAGUAAAAAUUUCUUAUUCAGUGCACAUGAAAAAACGAAAAGAAUUCCAGACGAUACCUCUAGAACAAAAUUGAAUUUUCAUUCUUUUAUUGCACACUUAAAAUCAAAAUUUGGUGUAAUAUCCGAGUUUCAGUUGGAUCAAAAUAAUUCUCCAAAAUGCAUUUAUCUGCAGGAUUCUUAUAUGAAAGAUGUGUUUAACUUUUAUCCCGAUCGUAUAUGUUUAGACGUUAGCCAUAGAAUAUUGGAUGGUAGUAUAUUUCUGUAUUUAUUUCUAUGUGAGGAUCCGAAUGGCUGUAUUUAUACAAUUUCUGUGGGUUUGCUAUUUACUGAUGAUGCUGAUUCACUGAUGUGGUUAUUGAAUACAUUUAAAAGGCACAAUCCAAACUGGAGACGCACAAAAAUCAUUUUAGCAGAUCCAGAAAUUAAAGCAAGGGAUAUAAUAAGGAAUAGUUUUCCGAAUCCGUUUGUUAUAAUAUGUUCAUACCAUGCUUUUCGUUCAUUUAAGAAUGGUAUAGAGAAUGGGAGAAUUGUUGAUAAUCUGUCAAGUGAACAGAAAAAGUUUACUUUAGAUUUAUUUAGAAGCAUGUACCUGGCUCAUACUCAGGCUGAAUAUGAAGUAUAUUACCAGCAGUUUCUUCUGCUACAUAGUUCACUUGUUUCCUACUUUCAAGAAUUUUGGUUACCAAUUCAGUAUCAAUGGAGAACUGGCCUUGAUUAUUAUCAUGAAGAUAUAUUUUAUGCCUUUACUUCCUAUUUAGAAUAUCUCGAUAGUAAUAUAAAACCUGUUUACAUGGCAGACAGUAACAUAAUGGAUUUCUUAAAGAAAUUGUUUCUCAUCUUGUUAUUGAAAAGAAAGGAAAAGUCUUCAGUGUUGACGUUUUCUAACCCUGUAUUAUAUUCUCGAUUUUCUCCUGAGUAUCAGAUUUCUCGAGUACUUACUCCUUUUGCUUCUAAAUUUGUUAUUAAUCAACUAGAUCUCUCGUAUGAAAUUAAUGUGGAUUGUAGUAUUCUAUCAGAGAGCUAUUUCUUCGAUAAUUUUGGUUCUUCUGUAAGUGCUUCUGCAUCAGUCUGUUCAUGUCAGUUUUUUUUACUAACAUUUCUGCCUUGUCGUCAUAUAUUUGCCGUAAGAAAAAUGCUUUCUUUAUUCUUAUUUGAGGAAGGAUUAUGUGACUUUUCAUGGAAUAUGAAAUAUUAUCAAAACAGUAUAAGUUCUGUUCAUGACUAUUUUAACCAAAAUGACUACAGUUUACCUUGUGAUUCAGGUGCAAAACGCACUUUUGUCUCUGAUUUGCUUGAAAAUACAAUGUCAUUAAUUCUUGAAACAUCGCAGUCCGUAUUUGAAUCACAUUUUCAGUUACUUAAGCAAUUGGUACUUUUAUGGAAAAAUGAUAAAGAUGUAUAUCUUGAAUUUGUAGGAAUAGAAAAGAAUACUCCAAAUCAAAAUCCCUCUGAUUUAUCUACAAUUACUUCUGAUAAAGCAAAACAGUCACUUGAAUCUUGUAAAUCAGAAAGCAUUAGUUCCUCAAGUGAUCAUAAUGUAUCACUGGAAAGUCACAGUAUAAUUCCUGAAUGUGGCGCUUUAAGUAUUGAACUAACUUUAAAACAAGGAAAAUGGAAUUUCAAGAGUAGAAUAUUGAGUGGAAAGCAUAUAAAUUAUGUGUACCUUUGUAGAAUUAUUUGUAAUACAAAAGAAAGUUGUAUAGACUGGCUUAGAGAGAAAAAUCUUAUUCCUGCUACUAUGGUGUGUCCUUCAUGUGGCUCAGAAAUGAGAAGCAAAAAUAUUUCACGCCUCACAGAUGGAGCUGUGUGGACUUGUCCCAAUAUUAUGGAGAAUAAAAAAUGCUGUCGUAGACGAUGCUCUGUUAGAUAUGGUUCUUGGUUCGAGUUGACAAAUAUGUCACUUGAACAAAUUCUGACUUUCUGUUAUAUGUGGAUUAAUGAAUUCAGUCAGACCCAGAUCAUUGCUGAAACUGGAAUUACCUCUGCCACGUACAUUUCAUGGAAUAAAUUUAAUAAGAGAGUUUGUGAAGAAAUAAUUUUGGAAGAGAAUCAGAUAGAGUCAUCAAAUUCUGCUCAAAUUCUGGAUUUAUGGCUGAAUAGUUGUGCUGGUGAAGAUACAUUCCUAAAAUUUUUGCAAGCUGCCACUACUAUUUAUCACAAAGAUUCUGCUAAACGGUUUAUUCUUUAAAUAUGUUUUGUAAAUAUUUUUUCAAUGUGUAAAAUUUUUUGACUUCAAGAAUGAAAGUUUCUUAUUUUUAAGGC